Molecule: messenger RNA, 1210 nt
Organism: Ascoidea rubescens DSM 1968
Lineage: Eukaryota; Fungi; Ascomycota; Saccharomycetes; Ascoideales; Ascoideaceae
Product: nucleotide diphosphatase
Exons: 1
Coding region: 184-879 (231 amino acids)
Molecular function (GO): nucleoside triphosphate diphosphatase activity
Source: RefSeq, a predicted model, not a curated record
AAAAAAAAGAAAAAAAAGAAAAAAAAGAAAAAGAGAAUAAAACAGCCAAAGUGUUUUUCAGUCAAAUUUUAUCCCAUAUUGCUUCAAUUACCAUUCUUUUUUGUACUCUAAUACUCUAAUACUUUAUUUCUUUAAUACUCUUACAUUAUCUCAUUAUUACAUUAUUACCUUCUUUUAUUCUCAAUGGAAACCUUAAGCUUAAUCAACGAUCAUAAAAACUAUCGCUUUGUUUUAGCUUCAACUUCACCAAGAAGAUUGGAUAUUCUUAAACAAAUGGGGAUCAGUAACAUCGAAAUUUAUCCUUCUAGUUUUCCUGAAAAUUUGAAUAAAACUUUAUUAUCCCCCAAAGAUUACGUUUUACAAACUGCAGUGAAAAAGGGCGAAUUCGUUUACAAUGAGAUCAUAUCACAAAAACAUGCGCAACUUGAUAUAAAUAAUAUCACUCAAAAAGAGUCUCAAACCAUCACUCAAAAACUAAAUAAAAAUCUAUUAAUCCUAUCGUCUGAUACCAUAGUGGAAUCAAAUGGAACUAUUAAUGAAAAACCAAUUGAUAAAUCCCAUAAUUUCUUAAUGCUUAAAGAUUUAUUGAACUCUUCAAAAAAAAAUAUUAAUCAAAGCGUUAUGACCGCCAUUGCACUUUUCAAUGAAAAUGGCUUAGUCGCCUCAAAAGUAGAAGUAACCCAAGUAAUCAUGGACAAUAAUUUAACCGACGCUGAUCUACUCGAUUAUGUCGAAACUGGUGAAGGUAUAGGUGCCGCAGGGGGUUAUAAAAUUCAAGGUCUAGGAGGAAUUUUAUUCAAUAAAAUUGAUGGUGAUUUCUACAAUGUCGUUGGCUUACCUUUGAAGACAACCUUUAACUUAAUUAAAGACAAUAUUUGACUUAUUCAAACUUAUUCCACCUAAAUCAAACUUUAUUACCAUUUUAUUUCUCAUUUCUCUUAUCACCAAUCUUAUACACCAAUCUUAUUAUCGAUAUUCUUUAAUUUCUUUUUAUAUCGUCUAUUAGAGUAUUUUCAUAUUUCAAUAAUUCGACAAUUUUAUUUUUCCAGUGAAAUAUUCCCACAUAGACCACUUUGCAUAAGUAGCUUGACAUCUUGCAGACUUUUCCAUAUUUCAUGCUUCAGUCGCACAAAAGCAUUGAUCAACCCAAUGCUGUCAUCAUCUAUCCAACUCUAACCUCAAAACGACUUCCAAUUCCCACUUCCCAAUU